This is a messenger RNA of Chiloscyllium plagiosum (whitespotted bambooshark), 1219 nucleotides long. Lineage: Eukaryota; Metazoa; Chordata; Chondrichthyes; Orectolobiformes; Hemiscylliidae. The record is from RefSeq and is a predicted model, not a curated record.
AUGACUGGCUCACCUGUAAAGUAUGGGAGGAAAGUGAUUGUCCCAAAGAGUAUUGGACAAGAGGAUUUCAGUAUUCUUUCCAAGUGUCAGUGUAGGUCUGAUGGGCUGAAUGGCCUCCUUAAGGUGUCAGGGUUGUGUGUGUCUGAAAACUCAGUCAGUAUUGUUCUUGCAGAUUACUUGUUCACUGACCUACAGAAACAAACGACCUGGGACACAAUCUACCAGAGGAGCCAAGGUCAGCCAUUCCAGUACUUUGACUGGUUCCUGGGAUACUCCUCACUGAGGGGGCUGAUCCUGCAGCUACUGCAGGACAUGGAGAGUGAGGCUCCACUCAAGCUGCUAGAUAUUGGCUGUGGCACCUCGGAGCUGGGCCCCCGCCUGUACUGUGAGUGUCCAUUCCCACUCCAUGUCUACUGUGUGGAUUUCUCUCCCAUCGCACUCGCCAUAAUGCGUGCACAGUUUUCACUGCUGCCUCUGCCUGUGAGCCCAGCUUCCCAACUGCAUUUUGUACAAAUGGACAUCGGGAAUCUCUCAGGCUUCCAGCAGCAGAGCUUCGAUCUCAUUCUAGACAAGGGAACACUGGACGCGCUGCUCCGAGCAGAUGAUGGUGGUGAGGCAGCUCGCUGUGCCCUGACACAGUCACUUGGAAUGUUGAGACCUGGUGGUUCGAUGCUGCAGAUAUCAGACGAGGAUCCUGAUGUAAGGAUUGUUUGGUUGGAGAGUCUCUGUCUUGCGACUGUUACUGCACUCGAAGUGGAUACUGAGAAAAAUGCUGGUUAUUUUGCUUACAUUAUCAAACCAACCUCGAUGAGUACAUGGCGUUGACUCCCUCUGACCUCACAAGGUCUCUGUUCUUUGUAAUGAAACUGUCCUGCUCCAACUCCACGUCCUAUGACCAGGACAGAUCUCUGAAGCUAGGAUUGGAGGUAACCAGCCUGUUGUUCUUCUAGGCUGUGACAACCCCUUCCCUGCCAGGUGCCUGUAUAGUGUUGACAAACAGUGAUGCCUUCUACAGUCAAAUAACUGGUGAAUGGGCAUAGACCGGGAUGGGCUGUCACUGACACCCUCCCUUCACAUCUCAUCUCUAAAGUCUUCACCGCACCCCACACCCCAAGCCUGUGGUGACAGAACAGGAGGGGAGUGAACAUGCAGGAAAAAAAAGGAACACCUCUCGAAACAGCCUCAAUUUGCUUUAAAUAAAAUUGGUGAUUUAUAAUGA